ACGACACAACGACGAACCUCCAGUAAAAGAGAAACACUGUACUAACAAUGCACCAACCAGAGAAAAAACACCAAACAGGAUGCCACCAACAACGCAAGACACCAACCAGCAAAAGAAGCACCAUCUAGACGACACCGAUGACACAAGAAAAGCACCAGCCAAUGAAAAAAGAACCAAACUGGACAACACCAAUGACGAAUCUACUAUCUAA
Molecule: messenger RNA, 211 nt
Organism: Dentiscutata erythropus
Lineage: Eukaryota; Fungi; Glomeromycota; Glomeromycetes; Diversisporales; Gigasporaceae
Source: the annotation of a GenBank genome assembly